This is a messenger RNA of Candidula unifasciata, 1902 nucleotides long. The record is from the annotation of a GenBank genome assembly. Lineage: Eukaryota; Metazoa; Mollusca; Gastropoda; Stylommatophora; Geomitridae.
AUGAAAGUUGAUGAAAAAGGCUACAUAAUGUACUGGAGGGACCAGAAUAAGGAAAUGGACUUUCUGGACAUUGCCCUCAUCAGUGACACAAGGACUGGCAGUCAAGUGAAAAUACCAAAGGAUCAAAAGCUAAGAGACUCAUUAAUGAUUGGUCAGUCAGAUAUUCCCCUAGAAGACAAAAUGGUAACAGUUGUCUAUGGAAAAGACAUGGUCAAUGUAGAAUUUGUCCACUUUGUGUGUGCCAACAAAGAAGCAGCUCAAGAAUGGACUGACGAGUUGCUGAAAUAUGCACACAAUCUGCUUGCAUCAAACAGCAGCUCUCUCACCUAUUUGGACAAACUGUUUACUCGGUUUAAUUUGGUCCUUAACAAUGAAGGAAAGGUUUCCAUGAAAAACAUCGUAAAAAAUAUUGCCAGUAACAGAGAUGAUCGGAAGAAGGUUGAGAAGGCUCUUGAAGCAGUUGGGUUCCAUGCUGGAAAAACUGAUGCUAUUAACCCACAGAAAUUUACUUUUGAGAACUUCUUCAAUUUUUACAGACAUCUGUUGGGUCGAACUGAAGUGGAUAAAAUUUUUGAUGAGCUAGGUGCCAAGAAAAAGCCGUAUUUAACAACACAACAGUUCUGUGAUUUCCUUAAUAAGCAACAGAGAGAUCCACGUCUGAAUGAGGUACUGUAUCCAAACUAUACACUGGCAAAAGCAGAUGAGCUUAUACACCGCUAUGAAACCAAAUCUGGGAUGGCACAAAAAGGUCACUUGUCACAGGAAGGCUUUCUCAAGUAUUUGAUGAGUGAGGACAACAAUAUAAUUCCUCCAGACAAACUUGACAUCAGCGAAGACAUGGAUCAACCAUUGGCUCAUUAUUUCAUCAAUUCCUCUCACAAUACUUACCUGACAGGUCAUCAGCUGACUGGCAAAUCUUCUGUAGAAAUUUACCACCAGGUUCUUCUGAGCGGUUGUCGUUGUGUAGAACUUGAUUGCUGGGAUGGUAAAGACUCAGAUAUGGAGCCAAUUAUUACACAUGGUUACACAAUGUGUACAGAAGUCUUAUUCAAGGAUGUGAUAGAAGCCAUUGCCCAGAGUGCCUUUAAGACCUCAGAUUAUCCUGUUAUUUUGUCAUUUGAAAAUCACUGCAGUCCCAAGCAACAAGCAAAGAUGGCAAAUUAUUGUCGUACUAUAUUUGGAGACUUGCUGCUCAUAAAUCCAUUAGAUUCAAAUCCUCUGAAACAGGAUGUCCCUCUACCGAGCCCGACUCAGUUGAAACGCAAAAUUAUAAUUAAGAACAAGAAGAAACAUUUCCACAGAGGUAUUGUAAUAUUUAUUGAUGAUGAUGAUGAUACAGUUACUUCAGAGGAAGGGCGGGAAAAAACAACCAAGAAGAAGCAAAAGAAAAUUUUAACAGAGGAGGAGAAAAAGCGGAUUCAACGAAUGAAGAAAGAAAAGGGUACAGCAGGGAAAGAAGCCUCAGCAGCCAUGGAAAUGUCAUUGUUGGUGAACUACAUACAGCCUGUUCAUUUUCAUUCCUUUGAUGCUUCAGAAAAACGCAGAAGAAGCUAUGAAAUAACAUCCUUUGUGGAAACUCAGGGUACUUCUUUAUUGAAAGAAUUUCCAGUGGAUUUUGUCAAUUACAACAAACGCCAGAUGAGUAGAAUUUAUCCAAAAGGUACCAGGGUGGACUCCAGUAACUUCAUGCCUCAACUAUUCUGGAAUGCAGGCUGUCAGCUGGUAGCCUUAAACUUUCAGACGCUUGAUCUUGCUAUGCAGUUUAAUCUGGGUAUUUUUGAGUACAAUGGCCGUACAGGCUAUAUUCUGAAGCCAGAUUUCAUGAGACGACGGGACAGGCACUUUGACCCUUUUGCAGAAUCCACCGUAGAUGGCAUAAUUGCUGGAUCUCUUUCUAUAAAA